AUGGCGAACGUUCGGGAUAGUGACACUUCCUUGUGGCUCCACAAUAAACUCGGAAUAUCGAAUGAUUCUUGGACAAGUGGCUCAAUUUGUACACAAUUAAAUGCAGAAGUGUUGAAAAAUAUCAAGGAUUGUUUCCCAGAUUUGCAAACACAAGUGAAACUGAAAUUAUUGUUAAGUUUCUUUCAUAUCCCGCGCAGAAAUGUUGAAGAGUGGAGAAACGAACUUGAGGAAAUUAUUGAAGUUGCAGCAGUUGACUCAGAUCUUUGGGUGGCCAUGCUUGCAGAGGUUCUCAAGACCUUUCCCUCUGCUGGAACACUUAAUACAGAGAUAGCGGAGUUUGAUGAAACAAGACCUAUAUUUAGCGAUAUGAUUGGAGAACUAAGAAGAGCAUUAGUCAAACACUCUGAUCUUGGACUGCUACCUUUAGAAUGUCUAUAUUUAAAUAAGAAUGCAUUGGUAUCUGUGGUUGGCCAGCAACCAAAUCCAGUUAAACAUUUUACUCUUAAGCGUAAACCAAAAUCUGUGGCCUUACGAAGUGAACUGUUAGCGAAAGCUACCGAAGUUCAAGCAAACCAGAAGAAGGCACAAGCCCCCACUGUUCCUGUUAGAUCACGAGGCAUGCCAAGAAAGAUGACUGAUACCACGCCGCUGAAAGGGCUGCCGUCGCGCUGGGCGGCGCGCAGCCUGGGCCGCGUGGCGGCGCCGGUGGCGCGGCCGCCGCCGCGCGCCGGCAUCAAGCUGCUCGACAUCAACGAGCAGCCCGCCACGCACGCGCAGAUCAAGAAGCGCAGGAAACUCGAAAUGGAGGAAGGUGCAAAGAAACAACCUCCAGCAGCACCUCCCUCGCCGCCGCCUGAUUAUGCGAAAGGACUCAACAACUACCAAAUGCCAAAAGUCGAGGAGCAACCUGCCAAUGAACCACUUACACCAUCAAGCAGUGCAGAAACAGUGCAGACAGAACCUGAAGCAAGUGCUCCAACUGAUACCACUGCCCCACUAUCAAGCCCUGUUUUGCUACAGCAAACAACUGGAGCAAAACCAAUAGUAAUAGGGCAACAACCAAAACUCCUUAUAGCGGGACAAGCAGGUGGCAAGCCUUUAUUACUAUCGGCUCAGAACCUCCUGAACACUUCUGCAGUUAUCCUGCAAGGUGGUGGCAAGGCUGUGCUAUUGCAGAAUAUCAAACCUAUGACACAACCUGUGGUGCAAGCGGCUGCUCGGGCGACACAACCUAUUCAACAUCAAAUUCCCGUACAAAUGGCGACCCCUGUGCAGACGGCGACGGUCCCAACGGUGGGUACUGUCCCCACUGUCGCCGCAGUGCACACGGCGCCGCCGGUGCCCGCUGUGCCGCACCAACAGCAGCAGCAGCAACAACAACAACAAACGCCGCAGCAACAACCGCAGCAACAGCAACAGCCACAACAACAACAACAGACGCCGUUACUGCCGCGUAGAGGACUCUCACUUACUAGGGAACAAAUGCUGGAAGCACAAGAUAUGUUCCGGAACGCGAAUCGUGUUACCAGACCAGAGAAGGCACUUAUCCUUGGCUUCAUGGCCGGGUCCAGGGAUAAUCCAUGUCCGAACCUUGGCAAUAUUGUGACAAUUAAACUGUCAGAAAACAUAGAGAAUGUUCUACAAUCAGAUGACACGUACCUAACGAUGUUGUCAGAGAUGCACUUCCAGAUGAAUUACAACAACGGACAGUGGACGCGGCUCAAAAAAUACCGCCACAUCGACGGUAUGGUGCCCCAGAAAAUCCCGCCCGGCUCCACCGUCAUCUCAGCCAACAACCAGCAGCCCGUCGUCUCGAUUGCCAACCAGAGUGUCAGUUAA
Parnassius mnemosyne (clouded apollo) is the source of this 1839-nucleotide messenger RNA. Lineage: Eukaryota; Metazoa; Arthropoda; Insecta; Lepidoptera; Papilionidae. The record is from the annotation of a GenBank genome assembly.